Messenger RNA from Octodon degus (degu), 2875 nucleotides. It is a transcript of the gene Kcnq3, whose product is annotated as potassium voltage-gated channel subfamily Q member 3. The transcript has 15 exons. Gene Ontology annotation, cellular component: membrane. The record is from RefSeq and is a predicted model, not a curated record. Gene Ontology annotation, molecular function: voltage-gated potassium channel activity. Gene Ontology annotation, biological process: potassium ion transport; transmembrane transport. Bases 16 to 2634 code for a protein of 872 amino acids. Lineage: Eukaryota; Metazoa; Chordata; Mammalia; Rodentia; Octodontidae.
GCGGGGGCGAGGCAGAUGGGGCUCAAGGCACGCAGGGCGGCGGGGGCGGCUGGCGGCGGCGGCGACGGGGGCGGCGGAGGCGGCGGGGCUGCUAACCCAGCCGGAGGGGACUCGGCGGCGGCCGGCGAUGAGGAGCGGAAAGUGGGGCUGCCGCCUGGGGACGUGGAGCAAGUAACCUUGGCGCUCGGGGCCGGAGCUGACAAAGACGGAACUCUGCUGCUGGAGGGUGGGGGCCGCGACGAGGGGGUGCGGAGGACCCCUCAGGGCAUCGGACUCCUGGCCAAGACCCCUCUGAGCCGCCCGGUCAAGAGGAACAACGCCAAGUACCGACGCAUCCAAACUUUGAUCUACGACGCCCUGGAGAGACCGCGGGGCUGGGCGCUGCUCUACCACGCGCUAGUGUUCUUGAUUGUCCUGGGGUGCUUGAUCCUGGCCGUCCUGACCACCUUCAAGGAGUACGAGACCGUCUCAGGGGACUGGCUUCUGUUGCUGGAAACAUUUGCUAUUUUCAUCUUUGGAGCCGAGUUUGCUUUGAGGAUCUGGGCUGCCGGAUGUUGCUGCCGGUACAAAGGCUGGCGGGGACGCCUGAAGUUUGCCAGGAAGCCCCUGUGCAUGCUGGACAUCUUCGUGCUGAUUGCCUCUGUGCCCGUAGUUGCUGUGGGAAACCAGGGCAAUGUCCUGGCCACGUCCCUGCGAAGCCUGCGCUUCCUACAGAUCCUGCGCAUGCUGCGGAUGGAUAGGAGGGGUGGCACCUGGAAGCUCCUGGGCUCAGCCAUCUGCGCUCAUAGCAAGGAACUCAUCACUGCCUGGUACAUCGGCUUCCUGACGCUCAUCCUGUCCUCGUUUCUUGUCUACUUGGUUGAGAAAGAUGUGCCAGAAGUGGAUGCACAAGGAGAGGAGAUGAAAGAGGAGUUUGAGACCUACGCAGAUGCCCUUUGGUGGGGCCUGAUCACUCUGGCCACUAUCGGCUACGGAGACAAGACCCCCAAAACGUGGGAAGGCCGUCUGAUUGCUGCCACCUUCUCGUUAAUUGGCGUCUCUUUCUUUGCCCUUCCAGCAGGCAUCCUGGGCUCGGGCCUGGCACUCAAGGUGCAGGAACAGCACCGUCAGAAGCACUUUGAGAAAAGGAGGAAGCCAGCUGCUGAGCUCAUCCAGGCUGCCUGGAGGUAUUAUGCUACCAACCCCAACAGACUUGACCUAGUAGCAACAUGGAGGUUUUAUGAAUCAGUCGUUUCUUUUCCAUUUUUCAGGAAAGAACAGCUGGAGGCAGCGGCCAGCCAAAAGCUGGGUCUCUUGGAUCGGGUUCGCCUUUCUAAUCCUCGUGGUAGCAAUACUAAAGGAAAGCUAUUUACCCCUCUGAAUGUAGAUGCCAUAGAAGAAAGUCCUUCUAAAGAACCAAAGCCAGUUGGCUUAAACAAUAAAGAGCGUUUCCGCACCGCCUUCCGCAUGAAAGCCUACGCUUUCUGGCAGAGCUCUGAAGAUGCUGGAACUGGUGACCCCAUGGGGGAAGACAGGGGCUAUGGGAAUGACUUCAUCAUAGAAGAUAUGAUCCCCACCCUGAAGGCUGCCAUCAGAGCCGUCAGAAUUCUACAAUUCCGUCUCUAUAAAAAAAAAUUCAAGGAAACUUUGAGGCCUUAUGACGUGAAGGACGUGAUUGAACAGUAUUCUGCAGGGCACCUUGACAUGCUUUCCAGGAUAAAGUACCUUCAGACCAGAAUAGAUAUGAUUUUCACCCCUGGACCUCCCUCUACUCCAAAACAUAAGAAGUCUCAGAAGGGGACAGCAUUCACCUACCCAUCCCAGCAGUCUCCCAGGAAUGAACCAUUUGUAGCCAGAACCUCCACAGCGGAAAUGGAAGACCAAAGCAUGAUGGGAAAGUUUGUAAAAGUGGAACGACAGGUGCAGGACAUGGGGAAGAAGCUGGACUUCUUGGUGGACAUGCACAUGCAGCACAUGGAGCGGCUGCAGGUGCAGGUCACAGAGUACUACCCCGCCAAGGGGACGAGCUCGCCAGCUGCAGGGGAGAAGAAGGAGGACAGCAGGUAUUCAGACCUGAAAACCAUCAUCUGCAACUAUUCCGAGACAGGGCCCCCUGACGCUCCCUACAGCUUCCACCAGGUGCCCAUCGACAAGGUUGGCCCCUAUGGGUUCUUUGCACAUGACCCCGUGAACUUGCCCAGAGGGGGACCCAGUUCUGCUAAGGUCCAAGCCACCCUUCCUUCCUCCGCAAGCUCCUAUGUAGAAAGACCCACCGUCUUGCCUAUCUUGACUCUUCUGGACUCCCGAGUGAGCUUCCACUCCCAGGCUGAACUGCACGGCCCACACACAGACCACAUCUCGCCGCGGCAGAGACGCAGCCUCACGCGGGACAGUGACACGCCUCUGUCCCUGAUGUCGGUUAACCAUGAGGAGCUGGAGCGGUCUCCAAGCGGCUUCAGCAUCUCACAGGAUAGAGAUGAUUAUGCGUUUGGCCCCAGUGGUGGAUCCAGCUGGAUGAGGGAGAAGCGAUACCUGGCUGAGGGUGAGACAGACACGGAUACAGACCCCUUCACGCCCAGUGGGUCCAUGCCUCUGUCAUCCACAGGGGAUGGGAUUUCGGAUUCCAUAUGGACCCCUUCUAACAAACCCACUUAGCAGGGGUCACUGGCUGACUCCUUGUAAUGUAUACAGACUGUGUAUAGCUCCCUGAAUCUCACACCCAACACAUACAGUGGGGACACCAGUAGCUGCAUCGGAUGCAUGCGUGUGCACAGUGGCCCCGGCCAGCAGGGGCUCUCAGCCUUCUGCCCCAAGUCACCACAACGAGCCGCUUCCUUUUCAGCAUGGUUUGCAUGACUUGACACUAUAUAAGUGGUCCCACUAGCCUCCUAGGAUA